This is a messenger RNA of Penicillium malachiteum, 201 nucleotides long. RefSeq lists its product as uncharacterized. Lineage: Eukaryota; Fungi; Ascomycota; Eurotiomycetes; Eurotiales; Aspergillaceae. The coding region runs from base 1 to 201 and encodes 66 amino acids. The record is from RefSeq and is a predicted model, not a curated record. The transcript has a single exon.
AUGUCCCAUUCCAAGCUGGCCAUGCAUAGUCAUAUGCAGGAACCGUAUGAUAUUGCAGCCCUCGAUCCCGCUGAGGAGUAUUUAUUCGAUGAGAAUAAUGAGCUUGAUAUGGGGUUGGACCCGCUGGGUAUGCCCUUCGGUGGUGGAGAUGGGGGUUUUGGAAACAUCGACGACUUUUUAGGUCUUCAGAGCUUCCUAUGA